GUGAAUCUGUGUGUUGGCGGCGGCAAAUACGACUCUUUAAGUGACUGUGUUAGCAGCAUUUGAGGCAUACUGGGAGUUAACAAUGGGUUAACAUGACGAUGGAAAACUUUCUGUCGUUAAGUUUCUUUUAUUUGGUCGUGAUUCAGAUACUUCCGCACACAGAGGAAGCUAUAAGUUUCACGAAAGAACCAGACAACCCAAGUUACAUCAAGAAGGGAAACAAUGCCACCCUUGUAUGGGACUACAGUGUUACUGAUAGACAGACAGAGCUCAAGGGUAUCAUCUGGGCAGUGUACUUCAAUAAUCGGUUUACAAAUUUGGUGGUAGAGUACAAGAAUGGUGACAGAGCAAUUUUGUCUGGGAUACCAUCAGCUUACAUUGGACGAGUAGGCAUUGAAGGAAGAGCUACUCUGGUAAUUGGAAAUGUCACCUUUCAAGAUAGUACAUCCUUCCGGUGCACUCUUAGAGCCGAACGAGCUGCAGGUCUUCAGGAUCAGGUUAGCGGCAUCAAGCUUAUUGUGACAGAUGCACCACAGAUUAUAAUAUCCCAAGUACAAUCAAGUUACAAUGAGGGAUCAGCAGUCAAUGUAAUCUGUACAGCAUCAGGGACACCACACCCAGAUGUACAAUGGCUCAGAAAUGGAAAAGGGAUAACUUCAGGGACAAAAGCAGCGUCCUUGAUGUUCAGUAGUAUAAACAGAACAGACGAUGGACAGUAUACUUGUAAAGCCACCAACUCAGCAGGAAGUGAUGAAAAUCAAGCAACACUGGUGGUUUACUGUAAGUAACGAUACCUUUUUAGUGCAGAGGACACUUUUGGGAUGGUUAAGGGGGCUGGCAUCCGUGAUAAGGGUUAAGACACUAUGGCAUUAACUUGAAUAGCAAAGCUAUUUUCAAAUUGUUGAUAUGAAGGGGAAGGGGCAAAAAUUCACUCCUUUGCUCCUUUGCUCCUUUUCUCAUUCUUUCCUUUGCUUCUUGUUAACUUUUUUGUGAUCCCGCUGACAUUUAUAAGGCU
Messenger RNA from Orbicella faveolata, 1015 nucleotides. RefSeq lists its product as uncharacterized. Lineage: Eukaryota; Metazoa; Cnidaria; Anthozoa; Scleractinia; Merulinidae. Gene Ontology annotation, molecular function: transmembrane receptor protein tyrosine kinase activity; ATP binding; protein binding. Gene Ontology annotation, cellular component: plasma membrane; signaling receptor complex. Gene Ontology annotation, biological process: multicellular organism development; positive regulation of kinase activity; protein phosphorylation. The record is from RefSeq and is a predicted model, not a curated record.